Paramecium sonneborni is the source of this 1086-nucleotide messenger RNA. The record is from the annotation of a GenBank genome assembly. NCBI's taxonomy places the organism in Eukaryota, Ciliophora, Oligohymenophorea, Peniculida, Parameciidae.
AAAUUUUAUGUGUAUAUUUUGCAUUUUAGGUCUUGCUUUAUUUUUAUGGUUGCUUCAUAUCUACAUGACUGGAGGUGUCUGCAAAAUAAAAAAAGAUCUAAAUGGUAAAAUAGUCUUCAUUACUGGUGCUAACACUGGUAUUGGAAAGGAAACAGCUCUUUAAUUAGGAAUGAUGGGAGCCACUGUUGUGAUUGCCUGUCGAGAUACAAAUAAAGGAUAAUUAGUUUUAGAUCAAUUGGUAUAAUUAUUUACAUUAUAAAUAGAAUAAAAUAACCAAGGCUUACAUGAUAAAAUUGGAUUUGUCAUGUCUCAAUUCUGUAAAGUAAUGUGUAGAAGAUUUUAAGAAAUUGAAUAUUUCAUAAAUAGAUAUUCUCAUUAAUAAUGCAGGUGUAAUGGCUCCACAAACAUAUAAAAUAACUAAACAAUCUUAUGAACUUUAAUUUGGUACUAAUCACUUAGGACAUUUUUUAUUAACUGAAUUAUUGGUACUUAAUUUAAUUUAUAGUAUAGAUUUCUUAUUUGAAAAGUGCUUAAUAAAGUAGAGUAGUUAAUGUGGCAUCUUUAGCACAUAAACAUUCUUAAUUAGAUUUUAAAGAUAUUAAUUGUGCUCAAUAUGCUAAUUCGAAACUAUGGCCAAUUAAAUACAAUAUAUAAGCCUAUGGUAAUAGUAAAUUAUGUAAUAUACUUCAUGCUAUGGAAAUUUCUAAAAGACAUGGAAUUAAGGGUUGGUAAAUAAUAAUAAUAAUAAUAAUUUUAGUUCUUUACAUCCUGGAGUUGUUAGAACAGAAUUAGUGAGAGAAAUUGUUGGAAAUCCAAUCUUAAAUUUAUUAUUCAAAUUAGUUACACCUAUUUAUUUUAUAUUCACUAAAAGUUGUUUAUAAGGAGCUUAAACUACUUUAUAAUGUGCUUUGGAAGAUUAUGAUAAAUUAAUUGAUGGAGGAUAUUAUUCAGAUUGCAAAUUAAAAUAACCAAAGUUUGCAAAUAAAUAAUUAGCAGAGAAAUUAUGGGAUUUUUCUGUUGAGAAAUUGAGAAUGUAUAUGUAGAAAUGAAAAUGUAUAAAUAUUAAAAAUAAUAUAAAUAUAUUAA